AUGUCCGGCCUGAUUUUAAACCCCAAGCCAUUCUUGACCAAUUUGACAGGCAAGCCUGUUGUGGCACGACUUAAAUGGGAGGAGUAUAUUAACGGAGAGCUUACAGGAAAUUUGGGAGAGACGCUUGUGCGCUGCAACAAUGUGCUAUUCAUACGAGGAUUGCUGGAUGACGAGAAACCACCUGCCGAGGCUCCAACGAAUGAUGCAGAGCCCAUGACAGACACUCACUAG
This is a messenger RNA of Plasmopara halstedii, 231 nucleotides long. RefSeq names its product small nuclear ribonucleoprotein f. Lineage: Eukaryota; Oomycota; Peronosporomycetes; Peronosporales; Peronosporaceae. Gene Ontology annotation, molecular function: RNA binding. The record is from RefSeq and is a predicted model, not a curated record. Gene Ontology annotation, cellular component: U1 snRNP; catalytic step 2 spliceosome. The coding region runs from base 1 to 231 and encodes 76 amino acids. Gene Ontology annotation, biological process: mRNA splicing, via spliceosome. The transcript has 3 exons.